Amphiprion ocellaris (clown anemonefish) is the source of this 937-nucleotide messenger RNA. It is a transcript of the gene arl9, whose product is annotated as ADP-ribosylation factor-like 9. NCBI's taxonomy places the organism in Eukaryota, Metazoa, Chordata, Actinopteri, Pomacentridae. Gene Ontology annotation, molecular function: GTP binding; GTPase activity. The transcript has 4 exons. Bases 166 to 921 code for a protein of 251 amino acids. The record is from RefSeq and is a predicted model, not a curated record.
CGUUGCAGUGAGUUCCUCCGGAGCUUCCUGCCUCUUAAUCUACUUGUUGAUCGGAGCAGGAGGCGGUCUGCGACUUAAACCUUCACUCAAACAGCUACAACAAUGUCGGAAACUGACGGAUAAACGGCGCCAGAAACGCAGCAGCGCAGCCGGCGGUGGAGCACCAUGUUCGGCCUGAGGGAAGCCGCAGUCCUCGGAGCCUCCGCGGUCCUGGCGGGAGGAGUCGCUUAUCUCAUCUGGAACUACGCGUCCUCCUCCGGGCACCAGAAGCCCGACACACGGCCGGGAGAGGACGGAAGGCAUUCCGGAAGAGGAGAGACGGAGGGGAAAAGAGAGGAGACUCCUGUUGAAGAAAUUGUUUCUGCUGCUGAGGCUCCCAAAACAUCACAGUCCUGUUCUGUGGAGUCUCAGGGGACACAGGUUCUGGUUCUGGGCCUGGAUGGAUCUGGGAAGACCAGCCUGCUGCACUGCUUUUCCUCGGGCAGCCCGGAGCAGGACACGGAGCCGACGGAGGGCUUCAACGCCGUCUCCAUCAACAGAGACGACCUGCACAUCGAGUUCCUAGAGAUUGGAGGUAAAGAGGAUCUGCGGCCGUACUGGCAGAGGUACAUGUCCAAAGCUCUGCUGCUGGUGUUCGUGGUCGACUCCUCCGACCCACAGCUCUUCCCGGUUGCUAAGAAACAUUUACACGAGCUGCUGGCCUCACACCCCCGCCUGCCUUUAAUGGUACUGGCCAACAAACAGGAUCUUCCAGGUUCCUGCAGCAUCACUGACCUCCAUGACACCCUGUCUCUGUCCGAUGUUGGGGACCGCCGCUUGUUCCUCAUCGGUACCCACGUGAAGAAGGGCGAGGCGGAGCUGGGCUCAGGCGUUCAGGAUGCUCGGGACCUGAUCGUCCAGAUGGUUUGUGACGGCAGAUAAAGCUCACAGUUGGUGA